UUGGUACUCUGUAACGCCAGAAGACAUCGCGCAUCACAUUGCUGAACGCUGCCGGUGUGAUGUUAUUAUCGAUGCAUUCUGUGGAGUGGGUGGGAACAUGAUUCAUUUCGCCAUGACUUGUAAUCUAGUAAUCGCAAUCGAUAACGACAAAACAAGAUUACAGUGCGCCAGAAACAACGCUCAAAUCUACGGAGUCGAGGAUCGAAUAGAAUUUAUUCAUGGGGAUUAUUUGAAGUUAAUUCCAAAAUUGAAGGCUGACGUCGUAUUCUUGAGUCCACCAUGGGGAGGACCUUCCUACUUGAAUGUUGAAAAAUAUGACAUAAAAACAAUGAUGCCAGUGGACGGCGAAAAAAUAUUUCGGGAAUCCAAAAAAAUCACGAAUAAUAUCGUAUAUUAUUUACCUCGUAAUGUGGAUAUGAAUCAACUUGGAGAACUUGCCGGUCCUGGAAACACUUGUGAAUCACAAAAUAUCUAUGUCAACGAUUUUUUGAAAACGCGAGCUGUGUUCUUUGGUGAUUUACAGAAUGUUUGA
This is a messenger RNA of Ambispora leptoticha, 532 nucleotides long. NCBI's taxonomy places the organism in Eukaryota, Fungi, Glomeromycota, Glomeromycetes, Archaeosporales, Ambisporaceae. The record is from the annotation of a GenBank genome assembly.